GGGACGGCAUGGCGGCCAAGAUUCUGAAGUAUGCAGCAGUUCCUGCUGCUGGUGCUGUGGUGGGUUUGGGUUCCAUCAGAAUUUAUACCAUGAGUGAAAACAACAGCGAGGAGCUUAUCUCACCAAGAGAGUUGUCUAUCUACUCCCCAGAUCGUCCUGCUGUGCAGUUUGUGAAAGAGCAACCUGGUCUCCUGCAGACGGGACUAGGGGUUGUGAGGGUGGGCCUGCAGCCGUAUGUCAGAGCUGUGCAGAGCGGUUUCUAUUCUGUCAAACUUGGAGUUAUAUCCGUUUACCAGGCAGGGGAAGACACAUACCACUUUCUUCGAGAUCCACCACCUGGCUUCCUGUCUAGAGUGAGUGUCAUCACUGUGUCUGGAUUGGGUGGCCUUAUUCUGGCACGCAAGGGCUCUCGUUUAAAGAGGAUUGUUGUACCUCUUGGUCUGGCUACCAUUGGUACUGCAGUGUGUUACCCCACACAGACUGUUGGAGUCCUUAAGAUCACUGGGAAAAGGGUGUACACUCUCAGUUCAUCUAUUGCCUCUGUGUUUAAAUCUAAACCAAAGGAAGACAUCAUCAUGCCUGCUGUUAGUGUGGAGUCAGCUGUGCCUGUAACUAAAGCACUUCCUGAACUCAUACCUGAGUCUGAGCUGGCACCUGCUGUUUUAAUUGAGGAAGUUACAUCAAUAUCAGAAGUUGCCCCAGCAGCUGCUUCUGCUCCAGUAGCUGAUUUUGUGUCAGAAGUUACCUCAAAUGAAUCUGCCUCUGUGCCAGAAGUUGCAGAACUACCUUCUGUUGUUGAAGUAGCAUCUGAAAUGGUCUCGGCCUCUGAACCUGAAACUACCCCAGAUACAGAAAUUGCCACUACAGAUAUUACCCCUGAACCUGCUCUUGAAACCGUCUCAGUUGUAGAACCUACUCCUGAGCCUGUUGCCGAAGCUGCCCCAACUGCAGGUAUUACCCCUGAACUUGCUCUUAAAACUGCCUUAGCCACUAAAUCCUCCCUUGAACCCAUUGCUGAAACUGUUCCAACUGCAGAUAUUACCCCUGAACCUGCUCUUGAAACUGCCUCAGCAACAGAAACCACCCUUGAGUCUGUUUUUGAAACUGACCCAAAUGCAGAUAUUACCCAUGAACCUGCUCUUCAAACUGCCUCCGUUGCUGAAACCACCCCUGAGCAAGCAGCAGAAAUCACACCUGAAUCUGCCACCGAGUCUGUAGUAGAAGCUGCCCUAGCUGCAGUAAUCACCUCUGAACCUCCUCUUCCAGAGCCUGUAGUUGAAACUGCCCCCGAGGCAAUACCUGCUGACUUUAUUGUAGACAAUGCUCUUCAAUCUACCCAUGAGCCAACAAUUUUUGCUGAAACUGUCCUAGAAGCUGAUGUUAGUCCUGUUAUGGAAGCUGCCCCUGCUAGUCCAGAACUUGAAGUCCCUGCACCCACAAUUGAAGAUCCUACCCCACCUACAGUAUAUGAGGAACCUGUUUCCAUCACAUUGCCCCCUGUUGAAGAAGCCAUUCUGCUUGAACCUCCCCCUACUGUUGUCAAACAAUCAACAGCUGAAGAGGUCCCAAUCCCUGUUCAAGAGGCCACACCCCACGCCCCCACAGUUAAAGAACCUCCUGUAGAACAGACUGUUGUUGAGCCAGCCAAAGUGAAAACACACUUUGUUCCGAACCCUGCUCUACUCGAUCACGGCCAGGCUAAUCCAGAGGACGCAGACAUGUACAGCACACGAAGCUGAAAGAUGAUGGAAGAAUUCAUGGAAAGGGGGGGAAUGUUAUGACAUUUUAAGGAUGUGCCAUGAUUCCAGCUCUGUUUGAUUGUGGUUCAGAUGAUCGUGCUUUACCAAUGAUGCGAUGUGGAAGUUACUGUUAUGUGAUUCUUUUUUUGUGACGUCUCACUCUUGAGAUGUUUCUUACCUCAGCAGCAGGGAUAUUAAACACACAGGGCAAUAUUUGUGUUAACUCACUUUUUUACUUUGUGUUUAGUACCUCUUUCUCAGCAUGAAACUAUGGAGGAAUAUUAUAAUCCGAGGAACAUCCAGGGUUAUUUUAAUAAAGUUGAUCAUUCUGACCUUUAUUUCCUGUAGGAACAGAAAACUUGUGCUAAUUUUGUGCUGUGAAAAAGAAAAUUACAUAAGAAACUGGACCACAACAAAAACGUAUUUUUAUAUGAACAAAAACAGUGGUAGUAUACAUCUGUAUUUUCUAAAAUACAUUUUACUGGGGUAACACAAUAUUGAAACUGUGAAUUUAUUUAAUAGUUGAAAAAGUAUUACUAAUAUGACUAUAGUAAAAUAAUCUAUGUAGUUAUGUCUGUCAAAGAGUUCCAAACCACUUACAGAAAACUAUACCAUUAAAGAUAAAAAAACAAGACUCCUUGAUAAAUGCUUUUCAGUUGUGGGAUGCACUGCCCAGCAUAGUUUUGGACACAGUAUAUCAGUAUUUAACUUUUUUUUGUCUUAUGAAACUUUAUGGCCUAUCAUGCCUUUGUGCAACAGAGGAGCAUCAGAUGAAAAUAAAAAUAAA
Messenger RNA from Xyrauchen texanus (razorback sucker), 2526 nucleotides. It is a transcript of the gene apool, whose product is annotated as apolipoprotein O-like. Lineage: Eukaryota; Metazoa; Chordata; Actinopteri; Cypriniformes; Catostomidae. The record is from RefSeq and is a predicted model, not a curated record. The transcript is spliced from 9 exons. Bases 9 to 1739 code for a protein of 576 amino acids. Gene Ontology annotation, cellular component: MICOS complex. Gene Ontology annotation, biological process: cristae formation.